Aplosporella prunicola CBS 121167 is the source of this 3200-nucleotide messenger RNA. RefSeq lists its product as uncharacterized. Bases 190 to 2880 code for a protein of 896 amino acids. Lineage: Eukaryota; Fungi; Ascomycota; Dothideomycetes; Botryosphaeriales; Aplosporellaceae. The record is from RefSeq and is a predicted model, not a curated record. The transcript has 3 exons.
UCCAACAGCAACUUUAUAGGUGUUCAGAAUCAAAGCCAGUCAACUCCCCCUGUACCCCAAAAAUGAAUCGGGCUCCGGCGGCAAAAUGUGGUCUCUCGAGGAUUUCGCAAAGAUGAAUAUGAUCGGCUCAUAAAAGCGCAAGAGAAAGCUGCCCAAGAUGCACUGCGUACAGAGGAACGCCGCCUUAGGAUGCAAGCGCAAGCUCGUCAAGAGGUAAAUUAUGGAUGGCCUCGGAUUAUGCAAGAUGGUUUUCGGAGAUAUAUGGGAUUACCGGCUACUGCAUCCCAAAACGCUACAUCUCAGGUGUUUGUGCCUAUGCAACAAGCACAACAGUUGUCAACAGCAACGCGGCAGAUGUUUCAAGAACAGACGGGGACAGUUUACCAGUUUGGUCAACAACCGUCGCAGGAAUUGCAAGAUCAUGCCCUACCUAUAUCGCCAAAUCUAAGGGAAGAAUUGCAAGACUCAACCUGCUCUCAGAGAAGAACGACAAUCGUGAGCGGAAAAUGGAGACAAAAAAUAAAGAGAUAUACGGCGUCAAUGCCAUCUUUUGCACUGGAUGCACAGCCAACUGAGUUGACGCAUACGAAAGCUAUUGCGCCAUCUGCUUUGGAUGAUAAGAAUACCGGGACUGGAUCCGCAAGAUCGGAGGAGUACUCGCCGAGCCCAAGCAAUGCGGCUAAUUUAUAUACGACUGAAACAGAAGCUUCCAGAGUAUCUUCAAAUAAUGAUCUGGUCACAGAUGCGUCUCAACGGCAAAACGGCCUGACGUAUCAACCUGUUCAGUCAAGCAAUGAGCAGCUUAAUUCACAGCAGCCUCUGAAUAUUGCACAGCGCCAGAGGCACAUAACAAAGGAUGAUUCGACAGGUUCAAUCCAACCACAAGAACUCAGCAAGGAAAAACCAAAAGGAGUUGAGACGCAAUCACAUGUGCAGAGUAACGUAGGAGAGGGCGGGUUUUUCCGCAAAAGAGUCGUAAUUCCGAUAUCGAAGACAUGCCCGAAACUCUUCCGCAGAAAAACGCAGAAGCUACACAGAGCUCCAAACGAAGAGGCCAGCCUCAUGUCUGGAAUGCUCUUUGCCGGCUGGGAGAGCUCUCCCCAAUCACAUUCCGGUCAUACAGACCAGCAGACCCUUCGAUGUAUAGAUCCUGAGUCGCUGUGCUCCAAUUGUGACCACGGAAGCAGCAUUCCUAACGCCGUAUUCGAGUAUCCAUUGUUGCAGGAGCUGACACAGAUACGUUUGUUGCGCAUAAAGCCUGGAAAAUUGGGUGAUCCGCUGGUUUGCGAGCUGUACCCUAUAACCAUGGAUUCGGAUCCAGAGUACGAAAGUCUUUCAUAUGCUUGGGGCGACAAAACCAUAACCGUAGAGAUUGAAUGCCAAAAAAGCCGAAUGAACAUAGCACAUAGCCUACAUGACGCGCUCCAACGGAUUCGGGAUCGUCACGAGGAUCGAGUAGUUUGGGCCGAUGCUAUAUGCAUCAACCAAAACGACGACAAGGAGAAGGGUCAUCAAGUCCGGAUGAUGCGCUCAAUCUACAAAAGGGCUAAGAAGGUGCUCGUGUGGCUCGGUCCGGACGAGUUGCAACAGGCGCUACCAGUGUUUGCCGUUGCCGUUAGGGUGGCGCAGAAGGACUUCAGCACCGUCCCGCAACCCGGCGACCAAUUGUGGGAGUCGUUCGCAGCACUCUUUGGACGAACUUGGUUCUGGCGACUUUGGUGUUUGCAAGAGAUCGCUCUUGCCGCUUCCGCUGAAGUCAUGUGGGGUGCGGCAAAGGUUUCCUGGGAACACCUAGGCUUCACGGCAGCCUGGAUACGAACAACUAGUUACCAAGUCAUGCGAUGCCAUCCGAUGGAGGGCGUUUUCAAUGCUUGUCUGAUGUACUCCAUGUCCGGCAGCAAUAUCUACCCUGAGCCAGUCACGUUUCUUCAUCUUAUGAGCCUUACUCGCCAAUUCCAAGCCUCGGAUACAAGAGACCGCAUCUAUUCUCUCCUCGGUCUUCCUACCACGGACGCAAACCCCGAUGAGGGAGAUCUGUUUGUGGAACCAGACUAUACAAUAACUACAUCAGAGCUGUACGAGUUGUUUGCCAGGAAAGUCCUGGAGACUUCACAGACGCUGCGAAUACUUUCAGCAGUUCAACACGGGCCAGAAGUAGAGCAAACGAUGCCGUCCUGGAUCCCGCAAUGGGACCGCCUCUUUACGCACGCUCUGGCUCCUGCCGAGUAUAUUCUACUGAAAAACCACUCGGCAAGCAUCGGUCUGCCAACAUCUCAGUUGAGGCUCGAAGAGUCGAUUCUCUUCGCUGAAGGUAUCGAGUUUGACAGCAUUGUCAGUAUAUCCGACACCUUCCCCGAUAGUACCGCUUUUUCCACGGAGCUAUGGCGCAUCGAACGUCUCUGGAGGACAAUGGUUUUCCCGCUCAGAAAAUAUCCCAGCGGCACUGACCUCAGCACAGCAUUUUGCUGGACCAUCACCGCCGCAAAAGACUGGUACGGCAUGUUAAUCGAGGACAAGGACACCGAAUCUCACCUUGAAGAUUUCGCAGCGUUCCAGCGUCAGCACUUCUCUCAGCCAGUUACUGAAGGUCCGGGGGACCGCGGAGACGUAGACCGCUUUGCCGAAGCGGUGUCGAAUGCUUGUAUUUGGCGCCGCCUCUUUGUAACCCAGAAGGGGUAUAUAGGCAUCGGGCCGCCGUGCUUACGCGAGGGAGACGUGGUGUGCGUCCUAGCUAAUGCGAUUGUGCCGUUUGUGCUUAGACAGAACGGGCCUUAUCACAAGCUUGUGGGUGAGGCGUAUGUGCAUGGGAUUAUGAAUGGGGAGGCUUGUCGACGGCCACUGUGGCAGAGGGUGGAAGUAAGGCCGUUUUGGUUGAGUUAAAGAGGGUGUCGGACAAUGUACCUCGUCAUAGAGUAGAGAUCAAGUGACGCGAUCAUGAGUGAGACUGGAGGUGCAGGUGAAUGACGAGUGGUUUAGGGCGCGUGCCCACGUUGUUUGUUUGUUCUAGGGCUGAGUUUGAGAGGGCGGUGCCGGGUAGCGACCUCGCAGCACAGCAGCGACGUCGUCGUUACUUGCAGAUAUAACUAGGUAGGAUUCAGGGAGGGACAGGGUAUAUAGGGAUUUGGCGAUGGGAUGGCGAGCGACGCAGGGGGAAGGGCGCCAAGUGCUUGUGCGGGUAUAAGUCUCACACGAGGCAGAGA